GACAUGACAUCUGGCACACUCACUCACUCGCUCUUUGCAACUUGCAACCGCUCUCCAACUCUCUUCUAUCUUCUUCUUUCUCACAACAUUCAUCGUUUUCCGGAUCAAACCAAAAUUCGACGAAGCUUCAAUUCCACUUUGUUGGAUUAAAUUCAAUUUCAGCAUGAAGAUUUGUCAUGAGGAAGCAUGUCAGUUAUUAGAGAUUAAAUCCAUUCAUAAGCUUGUUCUCUAACGAUUCGAGUUUAUUUAUGGACCUUUAUGUGAAGAGUUUAUCCCUCUGAAGAUGAGUGCAGAAAACAAAAAAUUAAAACCAAAGAGUGAUGAUAGUGAACUCUUUCUGAAUAAUGCUAACCACUGUAAUUGGAAAAUUUUGAAAAAUGAGUCAGGUGCAGGUGCAAAUGCAGCUUCUUCCAGAGCUGACAUGACAUUAGCUGCCAAUGACCCUCUAUCUGAAAUAGUUUGGUCUCCAGAAAAAGGUUUAAGUCUUAAAUAUGCAGAUUCAAGCUUUGCUAAUAAAAAUACUUCUCUUUUUCGGGAUGUUGGACCAAGCUGUUGUAUGGUUCUUUCAUCACCACAAAGUUUGACUGGUUGCAAUUCUACCACUGGUAAACCUAUAGAUGAUGUUUUUGCGAAAUCUAAAGCAAUCGCGAGUGCCACGAGCGAUAAUGCUGCUAUAACAGAUGCUCCCUCUGUGCAUCCUAUAAGUGAUUCAGAUGUCAAGCUUGAUUAUAAAGCCGGUGAAAGUAAUAUAGAAAGAGCAUCUAAUUUGCCUGAUGAUCAAGAUGGGAAUCCAACUAAAGAUUGGGAGAAAAACACUGGUGAUAAGGCCGGCACUGAAACUGAUAAAUUGUCUACUAUUUCAGGUCAGGUUGGCCGAAGGCCAUCUUAUAAUAUAUUAAUUCAAUCAGAUGAACCGAAACCUACUAUCAUGGAGCGAAAUACUUCACCAAGGAGACCUUCCAAUGAAGGCAUAGAUAUUGAUACUGGAAAAAAGGAAGCUGGAACAACAGAUGAUGAUUUACAUAUUUCAUUUGAGCCUAAAAUUGAAUAUAAAGACCUUGGUGCUUCUGGAACAAAUCUAACAUCCUCCACCAGGAAUUUCUUAGAAAAACCGGAAUCUGGCGCCGAAAAUGAUUUAAGAAAUGUUGAAACUGAAACUGCUUGUGCUGUAACAUGUGGAGUUAUUGUUAAUGAGACUAAAAAUGAAUCUCAGGACAAUGAAAUGACACUACUUUGCGAUAAGGUUCUUUCGGUUUCGCACUAUCCAUGUAGUAGCAGAAUUCACAUGACAAAAGACAAAGGCAAGGAAAAAUCCUUAUCGGACGGGGACGCAAAUGUAAGAUUACCAAUGGAUAAUGACAGCCAUUCAAGUGUUGAAAGCCGUAACAGUGCUGGAUUUUUUUCCACAGGUAAAAAGAGGCGUAGCAUUCAACAGCAGUUGAUAAUUGGGAGUAAAAGAGUCAAAAAGAACAUAGAAGAAACUUCUGGUUCCAAACCCUGCACUAAACAGGACAGCUCAUUCAAAAACUGGAUUUCAAGCAUGGUGAAAGGCCUCUCACAAUCAAUUCAACAUAAUUCAGACACUUUACCUCUUAGCCUUGCAAAUCCGUAUCAUCGUCAUGCACGGCCUGACGAGAAACUUAUCUCAUGCAAAAUGAAUCAAGAUACUGUGCCAAAAAAUACAGGAUUCAAAUCCAUUUUUCAGUCGAUGUAUCGUCCAAGUUUGAAGAAUGUAAGAACAAGAAUGCUUCAUCAAGAAGAAGAAAGUAAUGAGGAUUCAGAACCAAGUAAAAUGAUACAUGGAAUAAAUGCUACUCCAAUAACCUGUUUUGCAGCGAACAAUAGCCUUGCCGAACAGCGUUUUCAAUCAAAUAAGUUUGAAGCAUCUCCGGCGAGAUAUGAUGCUGGUCCAUCAGAGCCUACCAUAGCACCUUUAAAUUUUUUUAACUGUCAGGAAAGUAUAAAAAAUAACCCAGUGGAGAAUGAAAAUUGUUCAAACUUGAGCCUUAGUAAGGACAAGGAAGAAAUGGCAUCAAAUUCAUCUUCAAGCAGACAAAAUGCAAAUAAUACUGAUAAUGUAGAUUCAAAUGCACCAUCUGAGAGAAAGGAAGCACAGAAUAUCUGUCACAGAAGAGACAAUCUAGGGAGUCUGUGGAUAACUCGAUUUGCUUCAAAAUCCACGCCCCCGUUGACUAUUUCUGAUCGCCUCAAUGAGAGAAGUUUCCACUGUAAAAUUGAAGAAACUGGAGAACAACCUGCUAAUGACACAAAAAUUUCCAUUGGUCUUAAGGAAGAUAAGGGAAAUAAUGAUCAUAAAUCACAUUAUUUGUUCAACAACAUUUCAUCUUCGCCAGGAUUCACGAAUUCGGAGCAAAUGGCUUCAAUAUUUGCAAGGAGAUUUAUUGCCAUCAAACACAUCAUGCCGACAAACAAUGAAGGGAGUGCAAGACCGCAGCCUGAUGAAGCUGACUGUAUUUUAUCUGGUGGUACUAUUCAUGAUGGCAUCGAUCACGAAACAGAUCAGAAUAUUAAUUUGAAGCGGAAAUCAAAUGACAUUAUAACCUUCAAGAUAGAAUGCAGUGCAUCAUGCAAGUCUACUUCAAAGGAAAACAAAUUAAGAGACAAACCUAUAACAUCUCCAUUCAGAAUGGCUGAAAAGAAUAUUUCACAUGUGCCAGAGGGAAUCUUUGAUGCAGUGAAAAAUCUUCAAUUGUCCCGCUCCGAAAUUCUGAAAUGGAUUACUGUUCAUGGCUCAAUCUCGCAACUUAAUGGUUUUUUCUUGCGUCUGCGGCUUGGAAAAUGGGAAGAAGGGCAUGGGAGAACUGGAUAUCAUGUGGCUUAUAUAAAUGAGACUGAAAGACAUAGUUUAGAGCAGCAUAUGACAAAAUCUCUCUCAGUGAAAGUAAGGGGGAUGAAGUGUAUGGUAGAAAGUCAUUAUAUAUCCAAUCAUGAUUUUCUUGAGGAAGAAAUCAUGGAAUGGUGGUCUACCACCUCAGAAACAGGUGUUGAGAUUCCAUCUGAACAAGAUCUGAUAGCAAAAUUUAAAAAGAAACAAAUGUUAGGUCUGUAGCCAUUUAUUAAGUGUUAAUAUAUUCAUUAUCAUAAUAAGCAGUUUAUACUCUCAUAUUUUGUUUCUUAUUUAUGAAAAGUUGUAUAGAAAACAAUAAUACUGACUCGAUUUAAAGGAAUAAUAUAUACAUGCACAACUUGACAAAUACA
Messenger RNA from Cicer arietinum (chickpea), 3219 nucleotides. RefSeq lists its product as uncharacterized. Lineage: Eukaryota; Viridiplantae; Streptophyta; Magnoliopsida; Fabales; Fabaceae. Gene Ontology annotation, molecular function: DNA binding. The record is from RefSeq and is a predicted model, not a curated record.